Messenger RNA from Paramacrobiotus metropolitanus, 2531 nucleotides. RefSeq names its product putative FERM domain-containing protein FRMD8P1. Bases 549 to 2225 code for a protein of 558 amino acids. Gene Ontology annotation, cellular component: plasma membrane; cytoskeleton. The record is from RefSeq and is a predicted model, not a curated record. Lineage: Eukaryota; Metazoa; Tardigrada; Eutardigrada; Parachela; Macrobiotidae. The transcript is spliced from 9 exons.
UCUAAUUUAUUUUUAAUUGUUCAGUUUUGUUCGAAAGACAAGAUUAAGAUUUUAAAUUUUUAUACAGUAAAAAUGUUUUAGCAGAUACCAUUUCAAAGAUUUGUUUUUGGUCUUUUGGACUGAUAUUUAUUGAUGAGUGGAAACUAGAAAUGUUAUACUUGACCGUUUCAGUGUGAAACUGCGAACACGCGAUUGUGAAUGCAAUGCGCAGACCGCUACAUGGUUAUCCGUUUCUGAUGCAGAUCUUCGUAACUCGUUUGCAUGUGAUAAGGUUGGCUGCUCAGCAGUCACUGCUUGCUUAACGGGGAGUCUGCAUGGUUUACUUGUUGUCAAAUAGUUUCUGCGAGAACAGUCAUUAAUAAAGCCGAAGGACGGUGAUUGGAUGUUUGGAGAAGUUUUUGUAGUAAAUCGCUGGAGUGGACCAUCAGCGCUGCUUCAAAGGGGCUGCUAUCAUACCAGCACAUCGUGUUUAAAAUUUAUAAUAAGCGGAUUUGGACUGUUACCACUGGGAGCCGAAAGCCACCGGAGGAAAAUACGCGCGCGUGGAAAUGACUUCGCUGCGCACGGUUCCAUGGAGUCCAGCGGGGCCUGGUGCUCGUCAAGGGUCGGCGCGCGGACCCACAUCGUCCAUUCCUUUCACCAUUCAUGAACAAGACGAAAGCGCCGAAGACUGUGUGGAAAUCGUGCAAGAGAUCGAGACAGGUUUCUCUGGCGAGCCGUCUGUCGACCAUGCGGAAAUCUCCCGUGGCUCCAGUGUCUCGGAAAAAUCCCGACCCACCCUGGCUGCACCCUAUCAACAACGCACUGCCACCAGCAACCAGUCGAUAGACCGAAUUAUUGGCAGUUUACUUGUUGGGCCGAGAAUAACCGCAUAUUUGGCGGACAAUUCGCCAGUAGAUUUCGUGCCGAGCGGAGGAUAUCGAUGCAGAUGCCCAGAGCUUGUGGACUGUGUUAUCCGCGCCAGGAAUCUUGACCGUUUGGAAGCGGAAAACGCCUUAGCUGUGUGGUUUACGGAUGACAACCUUGAAUUUGAAGUACAACUGAAAGCCCGACAUAAUCCAUUCGUUAUUCAAAAAUAUUGGGGGUACUUUUUGAAGAAAUUCUCAGAUGUUCAUGUGACGGAAAACCCAGGUAGGCUAUAUUGCACUGUUGAAUUUGGGCCAUAUGUUGAUCAGGGAUAUGGCGCGCUUUUCUUGGAUUAUUCUUCAACUCACUGUAUAAUCGCAGGCAUUUUGGUGUAUGUAAAACGAUCUGUUUUUCUUCCCAUUGCGAAAGAGCGUCAGAUCAUGGAUUCUCGUCUCCUGCAGCUUUUGUUCGAAGAAGCACAAAUCAAAUACUUGGGCUGCAAAUAUCUCUUUAGCCGAGAUGAUGUGGUAUCUUUGGGAGUGUUACUGUUAUUUAAAGUGCACGGGCGCUUUGUUGAAGGUUCGGAUUUCUUAUCAUCUGUGCGAUUCGAACGGUUUUUUCCUUCUCUUUUCCUGAACGAUAAUAGUUACCGUAGAAUGAACGGAGAGCGUGACAUUAAGGAUCUAAUUAAAGCGACUUAUGAGGAAACGUACGCUAGUUCAGCAGAGGAAAUUCAUUUGAGGUUUCUGUUGAUUUGCCAGGCAAAUCCUGCUUAUGGAGCGGCCUUUUUUAACGGCGUUAUGGAGGCUCGACCAUCUUCACGGCUGACAGAGACAUUGUUUGGACGGUCAGCGAUUGCCGUACGGAUUGCUGUGAAUGAACAAGGCAUGCUAAUUCUGCCUUCAGUAGAAAAAUUGAAGAUGUACCCGGAGUAUUUAUUGGCGUUAAGGCACUAUGAAUUCACAUUUUGCUGCCGUCAACCACCUGAUCACGAUGCCAUGACAAAUGUCGAUACGGCUUGUCUUAUGAUAACGAUGAAAAUCCCAGUGCUGAAUGAAAAAGGAAGUCGAGUGGCCGCUGAAACACGAUCCCUCCGAAUUUACUCUAAACAGGCGCAGCUGAUAGAAGCUUGUCUUUCGACCUUUAAGCAUAACAGAUAUGCAUCGCUAGCACGACGACGUGAGCAUUUGAUUGACGGCGAAGAUUUAUCAGACGAUGGUGUGGAUGAUGUGGAGUUAUGGAACAAUGCUUCGUUUUCCGGCAGCAAUACCAGCGUGAUUUCCCGAAUGAAGGAGAUUAAAGCUAUGCCAAGCACAUUUUCCCAUGGCGAUUGCACUAUUGUUAACCAUUUUGAAAAGUUUUAUCUGCAUAAAGUAUGAAUAGCGUUGUGAUUAAGGCAUUGGGAUCUCCUAGAGUAUUAUAACUUGCGUCGAUCGGCUCAUUGUCUAGGCAGCUUGAUUACAAGUUACAAUUCUUUUGAUGCAUUUAUUUAGAGCAAUAUGUUGAACCAUCUUUUUUUUAAGUUUUUGUUUUGUUCCUUAGAUCACCUUUUUGUUCCUUGUUUGUGAUAAUUGUUAUAUCAGCAAUACUGUUGCACCUUUAUGUACAUACGAAGCCUAAACGUAACUAAUUGUGUAGAACGGAAAAAUUAGCCAUCAACGGGAAAAAAAGACUGUUUUUGUGCU